Pelecanus crispus (Dalmatian pelican) is the source of this 4901-nucleotide messenger RNA. Lineage: Eukaryota; Metazoa; Chordata; Aves; Pelecaniformes; Pelecanidae. The record is from RefSeq and is a predicted model, not a curated record.
GAAAUGAUCUGUUUCUAGUUGCAGUGCAUGAACUGGGACAUGCCCUGGGCUUGGAGCACUCUAAUGAUCCCACUGCAAUCAUGGCUCCAUUUUACCAGUAUAUGGAAACUGACAACUUCAAACUACCUAAUGAUGAUUUACAGGGCAUCCAGAAGAUAUACGGUCCACCUGACAGGAUCCCACCACCAACAAGACCUCUGCCAACAGUGCCCCCACAUCGUUCAGUCCCUCCAGCAGACCCGCGGAAGAAUGACAGGCAACCUAAACCUCCCCGGCCACCCACUGGUGACAAACCUUCCUAUCCCGGAGCCAAGCCUAACAUCUGUGAUGGGAACUUCAACACUCUGGCUAUUCUUCGCCGGGAAAUGUUUGUUUUCAAGGAUCAGUGGUUUUGGCGAGUCAGAAACAACAGGGUGAUGGAUGGAUACCCCAUGCAGAUUACCUACUUCUGGAGGGGACUGCCUCCCAGCAUUGAUGCAGUUUAUGAAAACAGUGAGGGGAAUUUUGUCUUCUUUAAAGGUAACAAGUUCUGGGUUUUCAAGGACACUACUCUCCAGCCAGGUUAUCCUCAUGAUUUGAUAACACUUGGAAGCGGAAUUCCUUCCCAUGGCAUUGAUUCAGCAAUUUGGUGGGAAGAUGUUGGGAAAACCUACUUCUUCAAAGGAGAUAGGUACUGGAGGUACAGUGAAGAAAUGAGAUCCAUGGACCCUGGUUAUCCCAAACCAAUCACAAUUUGGAAAGGUAUCCCAGAAUCUCCUCAGGGAGCCUUUGUCCACAAAGAAAAUGGCUUCACAUAUUUCUACAAAGGAAAAGAGUACUGGAAAUUCAAUAACCAGAUGCUCAGGGUGGAACCUGGCUAUCCCAGAUCCAUCCUCAAGGAUUUUAUGGGUUGUGAUGGACCAACAGACCGAGAUAAAGACCGACACAGCCCUCAAGAUGAUGUUGACAUUGUCAUCAAACUGGACAACACAGCCAGCACUGUGAAAGCCAUAGCCAUCGUCAUUCCCUGCAUCCUGGCCUUGUGCCUCCUUGUCUUGGUUUACACUGUGUUCCAGUUCAAAAGGAAAGGAACACCCCGCCACAUACUGUACUGCAAACGCUCUAUGCAAGAGUGGGUGUGAUGUAGGGUUUCGGUUUUUUUCUUUCCCUCCCAGGAGUUUGUGGUAACUUGAGAUUCAACACAAGAGCUGUUAUGCAGUUUCCUAGCUAGGAGCGGGCAUCUGUCAGUCUGAAACAAAGCUGAUCUUUAAAACCCAGGGGGUUGCCUGUCCUGCGCAUGAGUGGCGAUUCGCUCAGCUGGGAAGCUUCCAUGAUACAAAGUAUCUGCUGUUUCUUCAGUCCUUUGUCUUUCUUUGUCAUUCAAUUCUAGGCCUUUCCUCUGCACGCUCAAUGCCCUAUAAACUAUCAGGAUUAACUAACGAAGGGGAAAAAAAAAAAUCUCCAGUGUUUCUACAUUUUUCCCUUAAGGCCUGUUCCCCUUUGAAAAAUUUUUUGCUGAAAGUAAAUUUUUUUAGAAAAACACAACAACCCACAAUGGAACUUUCAGGAAAGUGAGAAGACCCAAAACAGCUUUGUCUCCAAAGAGGAUUGCUUUCUGUCUGCUACGGAUAAAGUCCUAUACUCCUACUUCCAGUUUUGUCAGGUGGGAGAUUCGGAUGACACGCAGGACUUCAGACUGUUCGGACAGCCAUUUUCCAACAAACAAGGGGCCAAAAUAUCUGCAAUAUAGUAACAGCCUUAAUAAUACAUUCAUUUUGUGUUUUUUACAGCUGCUCUGGGCUAUGUCCUCGAUGUUUUAAACUCAUUUAUAUUCAUUACUAUAUUCAAGCAGAACCUUUUUAUUGGUUUGUUUGAUUUUUGGUUGGUUUUCCUGCAUAAUCUUUCCCAAGCUGUACCAAGCCAACUGCCCCAGGCCUUUCAUAGGUCUGUCAGGAGCACUCAUUCCAAAGCAUGGUAAAAAGCAGUGUGUCUCUGAAGUGGAUUUCAGUGAACUAAAGCAACAGUCAUGCUAUAGAGAAACCUGAUGCUGGUAUUACAUUGGUGGUGUAACCCUUUGAGAACUAUUGCAUCUGUUUUCAGAGUCUGGUGGAUGUUAAUCUUGGUUGUCAUUAAAUUAUAGGAUUGUGUUUGGGUAAUACAGGUUUUAAAAGAAAAUCAGUUUUUCAAAACAGAUUUCCUGUGACUGCAAGUGAGUGUUUUUAAUUAUUUGCAUUAUUGAUAGAAAAGCAUUUGUAACAUAAAUAAAAUAUAUUUACCAGCUACUUUCUGGUUAAAGGAACCAAACCUAUUUUAAUAACUUCUACCACUUACCAAGAAUUUUUCUGAACUGGCGACAGUUUUAUAGCUUAGCCUUUUAUCUUAAGCAUCUUGAAUUUAUCUUUUAAACUAUGUUGCAUGAUAAUUCAAUUUGCCUCUGCAGAGGUGAAGUUACAGUUUCAAAGGAAAGUUAAAACAAUGACUCUGAUAUUGCAUGAGUAUCCUCCAGUGUGUUACCCCUUUGCAUGUUCACCAUAGUUCUCAAAGGGUUAGUCAAAUUUCUGGCCUUCAGCAGAACAUGAUAUCACUGACAGAGCCAAGGGACCACCAAAGCAUUUUGUCAUUCUGUGUAAUUUGUGCUAACAGCAGUAUUGUCAUUUUCAUGUGACCUGCAGAGCAGGUUUGUAUCAAUAUUUUUUUCCUAGAGAAAAGUCAGCAACUGACAGACCUCUUUAUUGAUUUUAGGAGCUGCUUCUUGCAGUGAUAGGCUUUACAGUCACUGGGCUGUGAACUUAUUAAAGAUGGUCAGAAUGAUGCACCCCAAAAGUCAGACACCUGGUUUUUUAUGAAAGCCAGGAUUUGAGGGGAGUAGCUUUUGCAACAAUGAACAGCUUGCCUUGAACUUGAUUAUUGACCUGUUGACUGUCAUUACCAAGUUAAACAUUGUCUUCUGUGAACAGCUUCACUGUCUGAAUUUCCUUAAAGUGUACUGUCCUAUGUCUUUGAUCUUUGACCUUUAACUUGCAAACUGGCACAAACUGAAGGGAAUCUGGUGUUGCAAAUGAACUAAGACAAGUUUUGUUUCUUGAAAGGCCUGAUAUACAUCAUCCAAAAUUCAAGAAAAAAACACUGAAGUGUUUUCAUAGAAAAGAACUGACAUAAACUAAAAUAUUUAUGAUAAAUCUGUAGAAGGGUAUUUUGCUAUGUAUACAUGCACACUCUAAAAAUGAACUACAGUAGAAGUUAAUUUUUAUUUAACUUGAAUAAAAUUUUCAGUAUAAAAUUAUCAUUUCUACAAAUAGCUAGUUAUUAAUGAAAAGGUUAUAGCAAAGUAUUAAAAUACUUGAAAUGGCCAGUAUUGGCUUUUACAUAAAAUGAGACUUUUAUACUACGUUCAACCAAUUUCUUACUGGUUUCUUAAUCCAUAUAUAACUGGAUCACUUUUUAGAGAGUGUAGGUAUAUAUACAUAUAUGUUAUGGUUAUUAUUAUUUUGGUAAUGGAUAGCUUGACUGCCUUGAAUUUAUAUUUAUAUUGAGCAUAGCAUGAAAAAUAGUAUGCCUUUUUGUUCAAUUACAUGAUUUUAUAUUGAUUUGAGGACUUAUUUUAUGAACAUAUGUGGCAUGCUAUAAAGCAUUGCGAACUUAUUUCUUAGAGCAUAAACAAAUAUGCAUAUGUAUGGCUAACAAAAAUGAAGAUUAGAAAAAGGUAUAGUUUUACAACAAAUAUGCAAUGCAGAUGGCAUUUUGGAGAUGUUUUUUAGAGGUACUGCAUACUGUAGGUUAGAAGUGCACCAGUAUCAGCCCAUAGCAUUAUUUAGUAAAUCCAAUUCAGUUGUUGCUGAAAAUAUAGAUUAAUUGACAGUUAAGUAACAUAGGAUAUUUACUGCACAUCAGCUCAUUUGGUGAAUUCAGAAUUCCAUGCCUGUUUGUCAUAUAUAUUAAAAUGUGUGUGUGUGUUUGUGUACUUAUAAAUGCGCACACACACAUACACAUACAUGCAUAUUUUAAUCGAUGGAGAGAUUUUUAUUGUCAACAAACUACUAUAACUUAUGUUCUGCUACAGACAGAACGAAAUGAUUCAUGUUGCUGUUCCAAUUUUGUCCCUUGGGUAGCCGGUGGAAAAUACUAACAGCACUACUUCUUCUGCAUUUGGUUUUCCUCUACAAUAGGAGAACUUAUUUUAUAACCUCUUUAAGUCAGAACAGCAUCUCAUCUGGGUUUUUAUUCUCUUGAAAAUUUCACUUCAAUUUUGAAAUAUCUUUCAUGGCAGCUUUAACUUUUUGUGCAACUGUUUCCCUGACAGUAAUGAAGUGCUGAGCAUGUUGACUGUUGUUCUUUGAUAAGGUAAUAAAAAUGUUUGUAUUUGGAGAAUUUAACUUUAAUUAUGCAGGAAGGUAAGUGUGAUAAGUCUAGUGCUUGGUAUAUGGUACAUCAUAGAUACAUGAAUACAUGAUAAGUUGAUUGUUUAAUCUAUUUUCUGUUACUUAAAAGUGCAUAUAUAUUAUAUACAGAGAGAGGGAGAAAAAAUAUUAUAUUGGCAUGUUUAUGUCAUGAAGAGCAAGACUGUGUCAACAUUUCUAUUACAUACUCCUAUUUUCAGUAGGUUAUAACACAGUCAUAAAGGUUUGCUUUAAGUAAAAGAUGUAGGAGCAAUUGUGUUCACUGUAAUUCCCAAAUACAUACUGGCUAGUUUCAAAUUGUAGAAGUUCAGAGUAAAUUAGUGAUGUUGCCUGAUCUAGUUUUGAACUCAAAUGAGUAAAAGUUCUAAGACAAUCUUAUUUUUUGAACAGUUGUUUUUCUACCAGGGCCUAUAAUUAUGAGAAUUAAGAAAAAACAAAUUGAAAAUAUUUUCAGUUCUGCAAUCUGGGUUCCUGCUCAUGUGCCGUAACUUUUUUCAUAAAGUUUUUAAUAAACAUUUCCAUAUU